Molecule: messenger RNA, 2318 nt
Organism: Lemur catta (Ring-tailed lemur)
Lineage: Eukaryota; Metazoa; Chordata; Mammalia; Primates; Lemuridae
Product: zinc finger protein 284-like
Exons: 6
Coding region: 431-2278 (615 amino acids)
Biological process (GO): regulation of transcription by RNA polymerase II
Molecular function (GO): DNA-binding transcription factor activity, RNA polymerase II-specific; RNA polymerase II cis-regulatory region sequence-specific DNA binding
Source: RefSeq, a predicted model, not a curated record
CAGAAGGUCUCCGGGUGUGUUUGGGGCUCGCAACGACGCAAUUUGAGUAAGGGGGAAAGAAACCUCGGCGGAGAGCGGAGGUGUUUGUUCCUGUCGACGGAACCCUCUUGCGUUUGGAGCUGUUCUCCGGGGGAUUCCGGGGUGGGACGGGGGAGUUUGUUGUGACUGGGUCGGGUCGCGUCUGGCCUGUUUGGAGGGUCUCCUGGGCCCUCAGCUCGCCCAGGCUGCCUCCUCCACCCGACUUGUGCGGUCACAUCCUUACAGUAUAAAGGAAGGAGAAGGUUGCUUCCAUCCUCCACAUAGGGAAGGGAGCAUUUAACUUUUACCAAAGGCGAGGACAAGGUCAGGGCAUUUCGCAGCUCUCCAGGCUGACUUUUCAAAGAGGACUGUACGGAGUGACUUCUUGGUUACUGAAAGCAAAGCUCUACGCAUGAUUCUGACUUCCCAGGAACUGUAUAACUCAGGACUGUGCAAAUUCCCCAAAGUAGGAGGAAAAAUGACAACAUUCAAGGAGGCAGUGACAUUCAAGGAUGUGGCUGUGGUCUUCACUGAGGAGGAGCUGGGUCUGCUGGACCCUGCCCAGAGGAAAUUGUACCAAGAUGUGAUGCUGGAGAACUUCAGGAACCUGCUCUCAGUGGAGCAUCAACCAUUCCCACGAGAUACAUUCCACAUCCUAAGGGAAGAAAAGUUUUGGAUGAUGAAGGCAGCAACCCAUAGAGAAGGGAAUUUAGUAGGCAAGGUCCAAACUGAGAUGGAGACUGUUCCAGAAGCAGGAGUGCGUGAAGAGUUUUCCUGCCAGCAGAUCUGGGAACAAAUUGCAAGUGACUUAACCAGGUCUCAAGACUCCAUGAUAAAUAGCUCUCAGUUCUCCAAACAAGGUGAUGUCCCCUACCAGACUGAGGCAGGACUAUCUCUUAUUCACAUAGGACAGAAAACUUACCAGCAUAAAGAACGUAAACAAUUCUUCAGUGAUGUUUUUGUCUUUGAUCUUCAGCAGCAAUUACACUCAAGAAAGAAGUCUCAUACAUGUAAUGAGUGUGGAAAGAGUUUCUGCUACAGAUCAGCUCUUCGUAUUCAUCAGAGAGUCCACAUGGGAGAGAAAUGCUAUAAGUGUGAUGUGUGUGGUAAAGAAUUCAGUCAGAACUCACAUCUGCAAACUCAUCAGAAAGUUCACACUGGAGAGAAACCAUUCAAAUGUGAGCAGUGUGGCAAAGGCUUCAGUCGUAGAUCAGGACUUUAUGUUCAUUGCAGAUUGCACAAAGGAGAGAAACCUUAUAAUUGUGAGAAAUGUGGAAAGGCCUUCAUUCACGAUUCACAGCUUCAGGAACAUCAGAGAAUCCAUAUUGGGGAGAAACCAUUCAAAUGUGAUAUAUGUGGUAAGAGCUUCUGUAGUCGAUCAAAUCUUAAUAGACAUUCCAUGGUUCACAUGCGAGAGAAACCAUUCAGAUAUGAUAUAUGUGAUAACAUUAAUAGCUUUGGCCAGCGAUCAGCAUUUAAUAAUCAUUGUGUGGUCCACAUAGGAGAGAAACCAUACAAUUGUGAGGAGUGUGGAAAAGGCUUCAUUUGUAGGCAAGAUCUUUAUAAGCAUCAUAUGUACCACACAGGAGAGAAACCAUAUAAUUGUAAAGAAUGUGGGAAGAGCUUCAGAUGGUCCUCAAGUCUAUCGCGACAUCAGCGUAUCCAUACUGGAGAAACACCAUUUGAACGUGGGAAGGGAUUUUAUACGAAUUCACGACGCUAUUCCCAUCACAGAGCCCAUAGUGUAGAAAAGUCAUACAAAUGUAAGAAAUGUGGAAAGGGCUACAUUAGCAAAUUUAAUCUUGACUUGCACCAGAGAGUCCACACGGGAGAGAGACCUUAUAAUUGUAAGGAAUGUGGGAAGAGUUUUAGCUGGGCCUCAGGUAUUUUGAGACAUAAGAGACUCCAUAGUGGAGAAAAACCAUUCAGAUGUGAAGAAUGUGGCAAGAGAUUUACUGAGAAUUCAAAACUUCAUUCCCAUCAGAGAGUUCACACUGGAGAAAAGCCAUACAAAUGUGAGGAGUGUGGGAAGGACUUCAGAUGGGCCUCAACUCACCUAACGCAUCAGAGACUCCACAGCAGAGAGAAACCAUUCAAAUGUGAGGACUGUGGGAAGAGCUUUGUGCAUAGUUCAUACCUUAAAGACCAACAAAGAGACCAGAGUGGGGAAAAACCAUACAAAUGCGAAGACUGUGAGAAAGGUUGUAAGAGGCGCUUGAAUCUUGAUAUGCUUUUAUCAUUAUUUUUAAAUGACACAUAAUUGUACAUAUUUAUGGGGUACACUGAUAUUUCAGUAUCUA